AUGGCGGGCAGAAACGAGCGGGUGUCCACGUACACUGCUGGCUCAGGCGAUACAGACGGUCGAAAUGGCGAACAAAGGAAGAACCUCUGGACAUCUAUGCUGGAGUCUGUUGCCAGCGGGAAACGCCUCCCAGAAAAGAAUCUUCUGGUGCUAGGUGGUACCCCUGAGACGCAACGAGAGUUCAUCGAAUCCUUAUCUGGCACCAACGCACGACGAAAUUUUGACAGACAAAAGACGCCGCCUGUAGCGAAUAACUUUGCCCUGGGAUAUACCUACUACGACGUUUUGGACACUGAUCAAGAUGAUACCCUCGCCCGAGUCUCGCUCUAUCUCCUCUCACAACCGUCCGGCGAAUUCGCAUCCCUCGUUUCCCCGCUCCUAACGCCCGAGUCGGUUUCUCACACAGCCAUCAUCAUCCUUCUGGACUGGUCGCAACCGCACCAAUGGCUCCGCCAGAUCUGGCGCUGGAUCCAGGUACUAGAGGAGGUAAUGGGCCGAGUGAGCAGCGAGGCGCGCAACGAAAUGGAGGAUAUCAUGGCUUCGUGGAAGGAGCGUGGCCGCGUAGGCGCACCGACGAACUUGGACGGAACGCCAACUGCCACAGGGACGAGUGGUGACGGCGACGGCCAGCUGCCUCUGGGUCCCGGCGAAUGGUCCGAGCCGUUAGGUCUACCGCUCUGCGUGGUGUGCCAAAAUGCCCAAAAAAUGGAGUUCCUAGAAAAGAACAAGAGCUGGAAAGAACCCGACUUCGACACCGUCCUCCAAUAUCUCCGAACAAUCCUCCUCCGACACGGCGCCUCCCUCAUCUACACCUCGCAAAACACACCCUCGCAGCUCCCGCUCCUCAUCCACUCCACCCUCGGCAUAACAUCCCUCCUCAAGCGCCAACCGCUCAAGCACAACGUCAUCGACAGAGACAAGAUUGUCGUCGCACCGAACUGGGACUCAUGGGGCAAGAUCCGCAUCCUAGGCGGCGCAUUCGACGCCGAACUCGUCUCCAAAGGCUGGGAGGAAGACAUCAAACUCCCCGCGGGGACGGACCCCGUCCCAGACCAGGAAUCCCGCUCGCCGCAACAUCCCAGCGCGAUAGCCCAAUAUGAAGAAUGGUGCCGCGACCCCAACAGUGGGGGUCUUGCUGUCGUCGAGAGCGCCAUGCCAGACGGCCAGAUCGUCAGCGUGGACAGCGAGAACCCGCAGGAUUUUCUGGAGAGACAGCUCAAGAUCCUGGAGGCGUUCAAGGCGAAAGCCCCUGAGAAGGGGCCCAGUCCACUCGCUGCGGGGCGGAGGACAGAAUUCCCUGAAGAGAAGAGCGUUAAUGAUCAUAUUGGUCCUGUGCAGUUUAACAUGGGUGGCAUACAAGUCGAUGCGGAUGACAUGCUGCAGCGUCUAAAGGAUCGGAAUGCGCAUGCCUCGCCAGACGAGGAGGAGGAGGAGAUGGAUGAUGGACAGGCGGCACACAUAGCCAAGGACUUUGACAAUGAGCAGUUGCAGAAUUUCUUUAGUGGGCUUAUGAAUCGGACGGCUGGGGCGGCGGAUGCUCCUCGCUCAUGA
Molecule: messenger RNA, 1551 nt
Organism: Pochonia chlamydosporia 170
Lineage: Eukaryota; Fungi; Ascomycota; Sordariomycetes; Hypocreales; Clavicipitaceae
Product: dynein light intermediate chain
Exons: 6
Coding region: 1-1551 (516 amino acids)
Biological process (GO): microtubule cytoskeleton organization; microtubule-based movement
Cellular component (GO): cytoplasmic dynein complex; centrosome
Molecular function (GO): dynein heavy chain binding
Source: RefSeq, a predicted model, not a curated record